Molecule: messenger RNA, 1836 nt
Organism: Ipomoea triloba (trilobed morning glory)
Lineage: Eukaryota; Viridiplantae; Streptophyta; Magnoliopsida; Solanales; Convolvulaceae
Product: protein S-acyltransferase 10-like
Exons: 11
Coding region: 432-1355 (307 amino acids)
Biological process (GO): peptidyl-L-cysteine S-palmitoylation; protein targeting to membrane
Cellular component (GO): endoplasmic reticulum; Golgi apparatus
Molecular function (GO): protein-cysteine S-palmitoyltransferase activity
Source: RefSeq, a predicted model, not a curated record
AGAGGGACAUCGGUUAUCUACGUUCACAUCCAAUUAUCCAUCCAGACCUGGUGAACACGCGCAGCAUGGGCGAGUUGACUCAGACUCUAGUUUGGUUCUCCUUCUCCCCCCGGAUCUGGAGCGCAGACCCGUACAAAGAAUCAAUCCCCAAUUGAAUGCUCAUUUCCCUUCCAUUGUUCUCUCUGUAGCUAACUCUUCAACUCUCUCUCCUCUAGCUGCCUCCAAAUCGAAAACCGCAAUGAGCUACUGAGAAUCGCCGACUGCGCUGAGUCACUGGACGAACGACAACAAUGGGAGCAUACUGCGGCAACCUCCUCCGCGACAUAUGGCGUCGCCUCUCCGACCGCUGUUUGCGCUUCAUGCCCUGCUUAUCUGAUCCAGUUUGAAACAUUUUAGUUCGGAGAACCACGGUGUGCUUGAGAAUAGUGUUGAUGAUGCUGCACGUGGUAUUCGCCGGCGUUCUAUUUGCUUUAGACGCAGAGUUAAUUGAGAAAGCCAGACAAGUGCCUUGGUAUUUUGCAAUAUACUACUUGUUGUUCAUUGUCACACUGGUUCAAUAUUUUAUCACUUCGGCUUCACCUCCAGGGUAUGUUCAUGACGUAACGAGGGCUGUCAAUGAUGCAGCUGCCUUGCAUAAUAGUACAUCAGUGGCCUCAAAACAACCUGCUUCAAGCAAAAAUGGCAGUGCAGUUAUUACAAUUGAUCGGAGCGAGGUGGAAGGAAAUCUUUUAGGGCCUAGUGCAACACCUUGGGCAAAGCUAGUGAUGAAUUUGUAUCCCUAUGGAGCAUCUACUAGAACUUGGACUUGCACUUACUGUCAAUCUCUGCAGCCUCCACGAACUAAACACUGUCAUGAUUGUGACAAAUGUGUUCUUGAGUUCGACCAUCAUUGUGUGUGGCUUGGGACAUGUAUAGGGCAGGGUAACCAUUGCCAAUUUUGGUGGUACAUUUGUGAGGAAACAGCUUUGAGCUUUUGGACUGGCAUCUUAUACAUUCAAUUCCUUAAGUCUAGUAUAUCAAAGGCAUGGUGGGUUUACGCAAUUGUGAUUCUGUUUCUAGCUAUGCUAUCAUUUUUCUUCAUCUUUUUGUUUCUCCUACUACUUUUUCACAGCUACCUUAUUUUGACAAACCAGACUACUUAUGAGCUUGUUAGACGGAGAAGGAUCCCAUAUUUAAGGGGGGUUCCUGAAAGAGUGUUUCCUUUUAGUAAAGGAGCUUGUCGAAAUCUGUACUACACAUGUUGUGAUCGAAGCAAUAUAUGCAGGGUGGAACGUAUUCCGACACAUCUGGAAAUUGAUGAUAUGGCAAGACCUUAUACAUGCUCAGAUGUCAAGAAUUGCCGGUGUUGCUGUUAAUAACUUGUUCCUCCCUGUUCUAGUUUUGUUGUCCCCUCUGAAGGAUCUGCAUCUUUCCCUUUCAAGUUGAAACAUUUGAAGGGCGUUUAUUUGCAUUUGUUAAGACAGGGCAAGAAUUCAACUGACUAUUGGCCAGAUUGAGUUAGUAAUAGUUGGUGUUGGGACUGUUGGCAGUCUGGCUAUUUGACCAUUGAUAGUUUGAGGAAGGAAAUUGUGAUGUAUGCAUUAAUAGCUAUGUAAGGGUCUAUGGGUGAACACUGGACAUUUUAAUAUUCCAUACUUGGAUUCCCCUUGCUGAAUAAACUAUAAGGUGUUGUUCGGUUCAAGUUAUAUGGUUGAGAAUCCCAUAUUACUAAAAGAAAUAUUGUAUCAUGUAUGCUCCCAUUCGGUUUUUAGGAAUGUGAGAUCCUCAGAGGUAAUAUGAGAUUCCCAAAAAUGGUCUGUAGAUCAUUUUUGGUCUUUAGGAGAGUUGAAUUUAAAA